AUCAGCAAAAAACCACAGUGAUUGAAAACGGUGAAAUCAGAUUCAAUGGAAAAGGGAAAAAGAUUCGGAAGCCUCGAACCAUUUACUCUAGUCUACAACUCCAGGCUUUAAAUCAUCGCUUUCAGCAGACUCAGUACCUGGCACUUCCAGAGAGAGCUGAACUGGCAGCUUCAUUAGGACUUACCCAGACACAGGUGAAGAUCUGGUUUCAGAACAAGCGCUCCAAAUUCAAGAAGCUGCUGAAGCAGGGCAGCAACCCCCACGAGAGCGACCCUCUGCCCGGCUCCGCCGCCCUCUCCCCUCGCUCUCCGGCUCUGCCUCCGGUCUGGGACGUUUCAGCUUCUGCCAAGGGAGUCAAUAUGCCUCCCAACAGCUACAUGCCUGGCUAUUCUCACUGGUAUUCUUCUCCACAUCAAGACACAAUGCAGAGACCACAAAUGAUGUGAAUUGUCCAAGA
This is a messenger RNA of Pelecanus crispus (Dalmatian pelican), 457 nucleotides long. NCBI's taxonomy places the organism in Eukaryota, Metazoa, Chordata, Aves, Pelecaniformes, Pelecanidae. The record is from RefSeq and is a predicted model, not a curated record.